AUGGGGCUCAUGAAAAAGCCCAAUAGAGUGCAAACAGAAUUGGAUAAGUCGGUUCUCGAAAUCACCGGUCGAACCGGAGAGACACUGCCAAUGCUUAACCGCAGAUUGGCGAUGAGCUUGACAAGGUGUUUGAUGUUGAGGAAGUUGGACACUCAUGUGACUUGUGGCAGAGAGAUCUAG
Molecule: messenger RNA, 180 nt
Organism: Eruca vesicaria subsp. sativa (arugula)
Lineage: Eukaryota; Viridiplantae; Streptophyta; Magnoliopsida; Brassicales; Brassicaceae
Source: the annotation of a GenBank genome assembly